GCAGGCUCAGCGGCCAUGGCUCACGGGCCCAGCCGCUCCACGGCAUGUGGGAUCUUCCCGGACCGGGGCAAGAACCCGUGUCCCCUGCAUCGGCAGGCGGACUCUCAACCACUGCGCCACCAGGGAAGCCCUGGCUUACACAUUCUUUUGAACUCUGCACCAGUUCUGCCCUGAACACCUAGACCAGAUGAUGCUUCUUACUUAAACACCGAGAGGCUGGGGACCGGGCUCCUGCUCGGAAAAACCUGUGAUUCAGGAUGAAGGGACUUCCCGGGGGCCAGGCUGCUGGGUGGGAGCCAGCGUGCUGGAGGCUUCCUUCCAGUGUCAGGGGCUUGCUCGUUGGUGUCGCUUGCUGUGUCCCCUCUUUUCAGUGGAUUUGCUGCUCUCAGAGUCCCCCUGGGAGACGCCUCUCCUCCUGUGUCCCGCAUCCCCCGCACAGGUAGAGUGUGGACUUCUGCGGAGCGUCAGCUCUGUGGGGAGACAGCCCCGGGGGGCGCAGUUGGUCCCUGAAUCUGGGCUGAUUUCUUCAUCCCGUCAGACUUCUCUCCACCUCGAUCCCGUGGCCAUUUGGGAUGUUGGGUUGGCCAGUGUUCCUGGGUUAGAGUUUGCUCACGAGCGGGGAGAUCUCCUGUUGGAGGCUCUAAGUUCUUCGUGGACCUUCCCCGGCCGCCCUGGGCACGUGUGGUUCUCGAUGUUGGCGCUUGGCUGUGCCUUCGAGGCUGUUCCCCCCUCCCACCUUCUCUGGGAGCCCUGUGUGUCCCAGCCUCACCUCUGCCACCUCCCCGUAUCCCCUUGUCCCCACUUGCCGAGGGGCUCGGGCUGCAUCCUCAGCCACCCUCAGAAGCCAUCCCAACCUAGCGCCCCACCCAACCCCCGUGCCGCUGUCCUUGGUCCUGAAGCCCAGGGCAGGGCUGGUCUGCGCAGGGCCUCCCGCGCCUCCUUCCCUGUGCAGCUUCGCACUUUGGUUUCUUCUCUGGCCUCUGCUUCAUGUCCCACCCACCCAAGAGAAUGCGUGUCUCCAGGGGAAGUGGGUCUUGGGGCCCGAGUGGUCACGUCUCGUGAAAAUGUAACUCCUUCCUGUCUUGUGGUCUCAGUGGUGAGAACAGUGCCACUUUGAACCCUGCAGAGCCCGGAGUUCCAGGGCUGGAAAGGUGGUUGUGUCCCCUUCCCUCCCGUCCCGCCCUCCAUCCUGGGGGUGCCCCCAGGGCCCUGCUCCACUCUCUGCUUCAGUGUUGCUCCCCAGCGUCCGUGUCUUAAGUCUCCCAGAACAGAGAAUGCAGGAGGCUGCCCUCGCUAUGGGCGUCGUGUCCAAGUCAGAGGCACACUCCCCACAGGAGUCCCUGUGAGCGCACAGAAACGAGAGGUUCCUGGCUUUGGGGACGGUCAGCUGUUUCCAUGAGGAUCUAAUAUGAGAAGUCCUUAUCAUCUCACUGCUUUUUGAGUUUGUUAGGCCAUUUGAUGAUAUCAUCUCAAAGCCACUUGAGUUCUGUCUAAGAGUUGUAAGCCCUCAAAAUACUCCUGGAGGGAGGCAGGUGCUCGUACCUGCUAGGUGUUGGGGGCUGAAGCACCCAGAGGAGAACACGUGUGAGAAUGAAGGCCCCCACAGAGCUCAUCUCAGCUGUGGGCAGAGGGGUUGCCUGGGCCUUGGGGGCAUCUGUCCUGUGGAGGGGACGUCUGGACACAGGUGGAUGGGCAGGUAUAAACCCUCGUGUGAAGUCGGGCCGUUUCAUGAAAAUUCUUCCCGAUUACGAGCACAUGGAAUACAGAGAUGUUUACACCUGCCUGCUUCACCGAUACAGACACAUUUUGGGACUGUGGCAGCCAGAUAUCGGGCCGUAUGGAGGACUGCUGAACGUGGUGGUGGACGGCUUGUUCAUCAUUGGCUGGAUGUACCUGCCUCCCCACGACCCUCAUGUGGACGACCCGAUGCGGUUCAAGCCCUUGUUCCGAAUCCAUCUGAUGGAGAGGAAGUCGGCCACGGUGGAGUGCAUGUACGGCCACAGGGGGCCCCACAAUGGCCACGUCCAGAUCGUGAAGAAGGACGAGUUCUCCACCAAGUGCAACCAGACGGACCACCACAGGAUGUCUGGGGGGAGGCAGGAGGAAUUCCGCACGUGGCUGAGGGAAGAAUGGGGGCGGACGCUGGAGGAUAUUUUCCACGAGCACAUGCAGGAGCUCAUCCUGAUGAAGUUCAUCUACACCAGUCAGUACGACAACUGCCUGACCUACCGCCGCAUCUACCUCCCGCCCAGCCACCCGGACGACCUGAUCAGGCCUGGCCUCUUCAAGGGCACCUACGGCAGCCACGGCCUGGAGAUCGUCAUGCUCAGCUUCCACGGGAAGCACGCCAGGGGCACGAAGAUCACGGGUGACCCCAACAUCCCUGCCGGGCAGCAGACAGUAGAGAUCGACCUCAGGCACCGCAUCCACCUGCCCGACAUUGAGAGCCUCCGCGACUUUAACGAGCUCUCGCGCAUCGUCCUGGAGGUGCGUGAGCAGGUGCGCCAGGAGCAGCAGCAGGAAGGUGGGCCCGAGGACGCCGCGGGCCUCGGCCGGCAGAGCCCCCAGCCCUGUGCGGAGCCACCCGCCGAGCAGGCCAAGGGGCCCGGGGAUGGAGGGGCCGAGGCCGCGGCUGAGCCGCCCGCCCAGUCGGGGCAGGGGCAGCCGUUUGUGCUGCCAGUGGGCGUGAGCUCGAGGAACGAGGAUUAUCCCCGGACCUGCAGGAUGUGUUUCUAUGGCACGGGCCUCAUCGCCGGCCACGGCUUCACCAGCCCCGAGCGCACCCCCGGGGUCUUCGUCCUGUUCGACGAGGAUCGCUUUGGGUUCAUCUGGCUGGAGUUGAAGUCCUUCAGCCUAUACAGCAGGGUCCAGGCCGCCUUCCGGAAUGCGGACGCCCCGUCCCCACAGGCCUUCGAGGAAAUGCUCAAGAACAUCCAGUCCCUCGCCUCCUGAUGGCCCACCGCCCCGCGGCGGGCGGCCCGGGCUGGGAGGGCAGCAGUGUGCGCUCAGGAGACGCGGCCUCUGACCGGAACACCCACCUCCUCGUAGGAGCCUCUGCGCGGCCUCCCCAGAUGCUUUCCGUGGACGCCCACAUAUCUGCCAGUAGCAAUGGGAAAGCUGAGCAUGUCCGAAACAAACAACAGAACCAGAACAAACCGCCUUAGAGGACGGGCUGCAGGGCACGUAGGUGACUGAACUGGAGAAAUUGGCCACUUUCUAGGGAAAACAAAAUCCUCCUCCAGGGAGGUUCACAACGCAACAGAGUCUGUUGCCUCCAGCCGAUGGAAGGGGUCAUGGGUGAGGUGUGCGGGCUCCACCAUCGCCUCUGCAGGAAGUGAGCCAGAGGGCCUUGGUGCCUUCGACACAGCCUGGGCAGGUGGGGCACUGUGUGUGGAAUAAGGGCUCCAGGGAGUCGGGCUUGGGACCCACUUCUCUACCGACUUGCUUGGAUUUUGGACAAAAGCAUUUCACCCCGAUCUCAGUUUCCAAAUCAGUGGAAUGGGGCCAGUGAUACGGGUCACUAGGGAACGCCACUGCAGGCCUUCCAGCAGCUCGGAGGCCCUGCAAGCACCGCCUGAGCCCGGUCCCUGCGGUGCGGUGUGCCUGCCCGGCCUCUCAGGCUCUAGAACCUAGACCUUCACUGCGGCAGUUCAGACAGGCAUUCACUUAGUUCACGCCUUGCCCCUGCCCCGCACUCACCGGUGUCAGACCCUGAGCUGCAGCCGCUGGUCUCAGAACCAGGACAGGGCACCCUCUGAGAUGACCUGCGUCUGUUCCUCCUGCUUGCUUUACACAGGUGCCGCUCUGAGAGGGGCGAAGCAGCAGAAGGGGUUGUGCCAGGUGAGCGUGGCGUCCCUUUGCGGGGGGUGGGGGGGGCUUUCUGGACGCUGCACGUAGGGAGCGCACUUUGGAGACCAGGACCCUCAGGGAGCCUCCAGCAUGCAGACCCUCCCGCUGGCAUCGUCCCUGUGUCACGUUGACCCCUUCAUUUGGGGACCCCUGUGAGCUCGCUCUGAUCUUGCUGUCUCCUGAAGAGCGGAGCCCCGCAUGCCUGUGCACAGACCUGCUGGAGUUCUGUUCAGCCCUCCCUCCAGGCUGCACCUGCCUACCAGGGCGUGUGGCUUCCCGGGGUGGACGGACUCUGUUCCUUCCCAGUUGCUCGUCCUUGUCGGCUGGACUGCGCUGAGCCCUCACACUGGGGGCGGGGGCCCCAGGGAAGGGGCAGCUUUGUGGUGCCUUUAUGUAGAGACCAACCUGAGGUGUCCCAUGAAACGUGGCCUGUGUCUCGUGAUAGCGUUCUCCCUGACCAGCCCUUUUCUAAAACAACAACCCCCACCGCCCCCGCUGCAGCACAUUUGGCGACCCUGGCCUUCCUUUGCUCCCAGAAUCACAGAAGCAGCAAGCUCUGUGCAUGGCCUUGAAGCGCAGGCUGGGCCUCCCUGGAGGCUCCGUGGGGCUGCCGUGGGCACGCCGGGCACUGUCGGCCGUCUCGUCCGAGGCACGUAGGCCCCCCUCCCAGACCCUUCCAGCAGGACCCGGGGUCGGGUGGGAACGUGGUCCCAGCUCCCGCGUCUCUCGAAGGACUGAGCCUCAGAGCCUGAGGCCGCUCCCUCCCUCUCACAACGUGGCUGUUCUUCUCUUGUGCCAAGCAUGGCCGUCCCCAACGGUGACGACUGGCCGCAAAGCCUUGAGGACCGUGAAAACGGAGGACAGCUGGGCUAGGCUGUUCCUCUCUAGAUUUCAUCAUUGUUUAAAUAAAAUCAAGAAAAUGCGUAUUUUACCCAGAGCCAAGGGACCGUCUCCCUCUGAGGCCCCCAGUGUUGCAAAGCGCACACAGAUCGAAGAUGAGCACUUCUGAUUAAAAACCAGUCUCAAACCAAAUGCUGUUCUGCCUCUAGUGUCUGGCCUACGCAUGGUUUCCACUAACAGUGACUAAAAUAACCCUGGUCUCUUGGCUGCGUUCACGUUGGCCUCUGUGUCUGGUGUCAGGCGGGGCCCCUGGGCCUGUGGGUGGGGUCUGUCUAGCUGGCAGUGGCCGGGGUGACGCCAGGCAGGUCAGCAGCAAUGAAGGGUGAGGGCUUGUCAUCCGCACAGCUGGUCAUGCAGAGGUCCCCCAGUCUGACCCGUGCUCAGCCAGCUCUUGAUGUCAGUAGGUGAGGUGUAGGGACAGUGGCGGUUCUGUGCACAAAGUGGGCACUGGCCGCUCCCCUUCCUGGCAGACGGUCAACCAGCUCAGGAGGGGAACUUCCAACCAGUUAACUUGUAGGCGAGGAUUCAAAAAGGCUGACGUCGUUGUCCGAGGCCUCAAGGCAACCGGGCUUUUGAAAAAGCAGGUUCCAGUGGUGCACUCGACCCAGGUUAGGGGCUGGCAGCGUCCACGUGGGGCUUGAUCUGGGGGUGGUGGGUGGACCUCGGAGGGUCUUUAGAUGUUUCCCAUGGUUGGCACCGCCUUCACUGCCACUUUGCUGCCGUGAGGUUGGGGAAGGAAGCUCAGGUGCACCUCUGUGUACCUGGGCGGGCUCCACGCUCUGCUAGUCGAUUGGAAAUGAUGUGAUUGGAGAUUUCAGACACGGGUCACUGGCGAUUUUCCCUGUUGGGGCUGAGCGUUUUUUGGUGUGAGGCUGUGGGAAAUGACCUUAUUUUUUGGCCGUGGGACGUAGGCCUGGCCCCUCCUCCAAUACAGUCCAGCUCGCUGGCUGGUGCUCACAGCCACAGCCGCCCUGCUCUGCCCCUUGCCCCCUCCUGCCCCGACACCAGGCUGCUCAGUGCCAGGUGCCUGCGUCCCUGGCCAACGCGGAGGGCGGGAGAGUGCACAGCGGUCUAACUAGCUACAUUCCCGCUUCCUGCAGAACAAGCGCAGGGGUGCAGUUGUCCUGCCAGACUUUCUAACUGAGUUGUUUCCAGAUGACCAGACCCCUCCCUUAGCCAGCUGCCCUCUCGGCCUGACACCUUCAGGGCUGGUUGCAGUGUGCGGGUUGCCCAGGUUGCACAGCUGCUGCUGUGAGGACACUUCAGUGUUUGUGAGCUGAGCUGAAGAGGAUCAGAAACCUGCUCAGCCCUUUGUCAUUCGGGGAAUUUCCUUAAGCUCCUUGUGACCACGGUGUCUCGAGUGUAGACUGGGAGCACCUGACUGUGACUCAGUAGCCAUGUUCUUUUGGAUACUUUCAAGAAUGCCUACGGGAAUGUUCUCAUAUAACCCUCACCUGCCUUGAGGAUAAGAUGACCCAAUUCAUGGUCCAUCCCAGUGUUAACGUAGGCCAACUUCUCUGUCUUUACUUUUGGGAGAAGAUCUGAAGUGUAAUUUGUAUGUUCUCAGAACAAUUUAGAGACAGAAGAAAGCCACAAUGCCAUCAGUUUGCCUGAUGCCGUGCAUGGGAACCAUACGGAGCGGUGUCGUUUACAGCUGGGUGGCCUGCAGGCCAGCCUUCCGUGGGGCCAAGGUGACCAGCAGUGGCAUCUGAGGCUCGGACAGAAAGGCAGCCCCUCUUCUGGGUCCUUUCUGUGCUCGCCGGGAGACCAGCCAGAGCACGUGAAGGGAUCAGAACAUUUUGCUUUUUUAGCUUAAUUCAGUACUUUUGGUGGUUGUUUGAGAUCAUACAGUCCGCUUGGAGAAGAAAAACUUUCAUCCUGUGUGAUCUUGAAACCCCACCCCGUGAGUGAGAAAGACAAGAGUGGAGAUGGAAAGAGUUGUGGUCGCUCUCAGGCAUCCGCUCGGGCUUGCCAGGUGCGGCUGGGGCAGGGCCAGGACCCGAGGAAGCAGCUGCCGCGAGCCUGGGCCCCGGCUUGUGACCCGGACACGACAACCAUGCGGGGUUGUUUCUCCAUAAAGCAGCUUCUGAAAUCUUA
Messenger RNA from Lagenorhynchus albirostris (white-beaked dolphin), 6846 nucleotides. It is a transcript of the gene FBXO31, whose product is annotated as F-box protein 31. Gene Ontology annotation, molecular function: protein binding. Lineage: Eukaryota; Metazoa; Chordata; Mammalia; Artiodactyla; Delphinidae. The record is from RefSeq and is a predicted model, not a curated record. The transcript is spliced from 9 exons. Bases 1591 to 2952 code for a protein of 453 amino acids.